Aspergillus luchuensis is the source of this 846-nucleotide messenger RNA. RefSeq lists its product as uncharacterized. Lineage: Eukaryota; Fungi; Ascomycota; Eurotiomycetes; Eurotiales; Aspergillaceae. The record is from RefSeq and is a predicted model, not a curated record. Bases 1 to 846 code for a protein of 281 amino acids. The transcript has 3 exons.
AUGUCAACUUUUACGGCCUGGCAGGCUGAUCUGUUCCUUUUGGAGCAUUGGCAGAAAGAUUCGCCGCUAUCCGUUGAAACCCAACGCGAGGAAAUAUUCGCUAAAUACGUGGCACUCGGAGUCUGCGGCCGCGAGCCGUAUCGAAACCAGCAGCGAAGAUUAGAGAAGAGGUCUGUUCGAGGCCUUCCAGUACCUAGUCAAGAGCUACUGGCUCGCAUCCGCCUACCUGCUGAGCGUGACUUGAACGAAGAUCCAUGUUGGCUCCGCACCUGCUACGAUCCUUCUACAGAAGGCUCGUGGGCUCGGAUUCAAGAUUACAUCGAUACCAAGGUCGGCGGUCCAGUUACAGUUUUCAACGACUCAUCUUUGUAUAACUUUGGUUCCAACUGGGAGAAGAUUUUUCUUCGUGUCCCACAGCUACUGGAUAAUACUUGUCUGUUUGAAGAAUAUGAAGAGAAUGUCCAGGAGGCCCUAGAAGAGGGAUUUGAAUCCGACGAGACGGAUCCCCAUCGUGCCGAGGAAAGCGGCUAUGACCCAGAGGAGGAUGGCAACCCUUGGAUUUGUUUUUAUUCGGAGUACCUCUUCCGUUUAGCGGCGGGACACAUCUACGUCGUUGAUGAAAAAACGUUGGCCUCCGAAGGCGCUGACGCAGGGACUGUCCUCAUCAUCUGGUACGACGAGUGUGGACGAGCAAUCCGUUACUAUCGUGAGAAAGCGAUGCACGCAGCCGAGAUUGCGAAUCUCGACCCUUGUUAUCUCAAGGAACGUGCGUGCUGGAAUAAUGCGGAAAUCGGCGAAUCCUAUAAGUGGGGUGCACCCUUAGGGCCUCCCUAUAGAUUGGAAUGA